AUGCCCCCCGUUCAGGCCUGCGACAGAUCAAAAGUGCUCGUCUUCGGAGCAGGGAACUUUGGUAGCUGUCUUGCAGACCAUCUAGGCGAUUCCUUGCACAAUGUCUUCAUGUGGUCACGCUCCGCGGAUGUCGUCUCCCACUUCAACCAAUACCAUCGCAACUCUGAGGUCCUCCAAGACCACGUCUUUGCGGAGUCUAUCACUGCUGUUGGACCGGAGUUUCCGUCGGCGGAGCUGAUCCAAGACAUGGAUGUUCUUCUGUUCGCUAUUCCGACAGAAGGUGUGAGAGCAACUCUUACUGCCCUGAAGCCCACGCUUGAAGGCAGGAAACUGCCUCUUUUGAUAUUUGUCAACAAGGGCAUUGAGAUCAAAACCAGAGCUCUGACUCUUGAAAUCAUCGCGGAUACUUGCGGCCCCGAAAUCGCCAAGGUCGCUACUUUCAUUUCCGGCCCAUCCUUCGCGAAAGAAAUUGUCAAGAGGCAACCAACCUCUGUCUCCGUCGUCUCCCUAUCCACUGAGCACGCACAGCUUGCCUCGCAAUUGUUCCACCAGCCGUGGUUUCGCUGCUACACCGGUGACGACCCAAUUGGAGUAGAGCUCGCCGGCGCCCUGAAGAAUGUCUACGCCAUUGCGGCGGGCAUAGCAGCCGGGCUGGGGUACGAGAACAACGCACGAGCAAUGCUCAUCACCCGAGGCCUUGCUGAGAUGACAAGGAUUGGGACCGCAUACGGGGCUUCGCCUCUGACGUUCCUGACCCUGGCGGGCGUCGGAGAUCUGUUCCUCACAUGCAGUUCCCCAACUAGUCGGAACUACACCGUGGGCUAUAGGCUAGGACAAGGAGAGAAGCUGGAUCACAUCAUCCAGACCUUGGGCAGUGUCGCGGAAGGCGUGACGACAGCGAAGGGAUUGAAGGCGAUUGUGGAUGAGCUGGGAAUCAAGGCCCAGCUGGCAACCGGGAUCUACGAUGUCCUGUACGGAGGCCGGGAUGUUGCGGAACGGGCGAACGAGCUGCUGGCGCUCCCGCCGAACCGCGAGCUGGACCUGCCGGAGGAAAGCGGGAAGCCGGCGAAAAGAUUGCUGAAGAAGCUCGGACUCGAGGAGUAG
Molecule: messenger RNA, 1104 nt
Organism: Epithele typhae
Lineage: Eukaryota; Fungi; Basidiomycota; Agaricomycetes; Polyporales; Epitheliaceae
Product: NAD-dependent glycerol-3-phosphate dehydrogenase
Exons: 8
Coding region: 1-1104 (367 amino acids)
Biological process (GO): carbohydrate metabolic process; glycerol-3-phosphate catabolic process
Cellular component (GO): cytosol; glycerol-3-phosphate dehydrogenase (FAD) complex
Molecular function (GO): NAD binding; glycerol-3-phosphate dehydrogenase [NAD(P)+] activity
Source: RefSeq, a predicted model, not a curated record